AUGAUCGAAAUUGGAACAGAGCCACGUGCGGGAACAUUGGAAUGGUUGGAUAAUGAAAGAAAUCGAGUCUCAUGGACAGAGCUACGAACUUCUUUUCACCUACUUUAUAGGCAUACGGCCACAGAUUCUCUCAGUGACUCUCUGAUUUUCCAUGUCUAUGCUGCCAGGGAAUCAACGAGAAGAGCGAGUCGGAUAAGGAUUUCAGUGGAUAUUCAAAUUAAGAACCCACCGGAUCCGGAUGUUCAGGUGAUCCUCUUCCCGGAUUCCGUCUCGAUCCUCAACAGUGGAUCCACUCCUCUCCUAGCCGAUAUGCUCAUGACACGUCACAAGACAGUGCCUCCCCAAUCCAUAGUCUACAGUACCCAGCAACGAGGAGCCAAUGGAGUGACUAUCCGGAGAGAAGACGAUGAAAUCGAUCAGUUCUCUCAGCAAGAAGUGAACGACGGAAAGAUUUCCAUCUGGCACACUGCCAACAGGCAUCAACCGACUGCCACGUGGCAUGAUGUCAUUGUUUUGGAUAUUGAGGGACACACGAGAUCAUUGAUAGUUGAUAUUCGACCACUGGAUUUGAUGUUGAAGAAUCAUUCGACGAUUUGGUAUCCACAGGGAAAAACUUAUGUUGUGUUGAACUCGGAGCAUCUUGGAGCGUUUUCAAUGGGGAAUCGGAGUAGUUUGAAGUAUAAAAUAACGAGUGGACCGGAGAAUGGAACAUUUUAUUGGGUUGCUGGAGAGAAAGAGGCAAAAGAGUUCAGUCAGAAGGAUAUUGAUGAUGGAAGGGUACUGUAUGCACAAUUGAAUAUGCAUUCUUAUCAGGACAAAUUCGACUUCGUCGUUGAAAAUGACUCUCGUGACGUGCUCCGAAACAGCUCAGAGCUCAAAGUUCGAGCUCUGGUUACUGUACAACCAGUGAUUGUCGAGGCAGAUACGGCGACUCCUUUGACGACUUCACAGAUAAAUGCAUCGACGCUUUUGAAUGCGACCCCUCGAUUCUUCCUGACAUCUCCUCUUAAAUACGGACGGCUCACUUUCGACCCGAACACCAACUAUUCCACGUACUAUUUCACUUAUACAGAUAUCCAAAAGGGUAUUGUAUAUUACAAAGCAUUCAGUACAGACGAGGAAGUUCACGAAAUUGUACAGCUGGAAGUACGUGCUGACAACGUGCAACCUGCUCGAUUCACAAUGCCCAUCACUAUUCUCCGUGCUGAUAUGGAAUCGUAUGACUUGGCGCCUUCUGGAGAUUCUAAUGGGACACCUUUCUCGAAUGGUGGAUCUGGUCUCCCUAAAUUCUCAAUACUUGGAGAAAACAGUCUUCCUGUUGUGAUCCUUGGCGCUAUUGUAGCCGCAACUAUGUUUGUUUUGAUAUGUAGAAGAUGUGGGGAUGGAAAGAAAAAGAAUAAAUCAAGAACACCUAUCAGUACGAAGCUGGAUACUCCAACAAGACUUCCACCGUCUCCAUCGGAAAGUAUAGAUCAUGAGAAACCACCAGAUUUGUUGGGGACUACUGUAUUCGCGUCGGUGAGACAAGCGGAGGAUAGAAUGACCAUGAAGUCAUUCAAUAAACCGCCGAAGCCGGAGAACGCGUCAUCCCGGAAACCUCCGAACCCCCGUCGCCAGAAUGUCUCCUCACUAGACUAUGCUGGAAUCUCAUCUGACACGCCCCCUCCAAUGCGACUCUUCGAGCAGGUUGCUCAAACUCAACCGACAAAUCAUUAUUGGGUCUAG
Messenger RNA from Caenorhabditis remanei, 1725 nucleotides. RefSeq lists its product as uncharacterized. The transcript is spliced from 6 exons. Bases 1 to 1725 code for a protein of 574 amino acids. The record is from RefSeq and is a predicted model, not a curated record. Lineage: Eukaryota; Metazoa; Nematoda; Chromadorea; Rhabditida; Rhabditidae.